AAAAAAAAAAAAUUGAGUAAAUUCGAGGAAGGGUCCGUCUCCUUUCUUCUUUCUGUUUUGGUGGGCGUUGAUUCAAGAGUUCUUCCGAUUUCGCCGUAGCCCGUCACUGUUGAAAUCAGCGAGAAACCCUUUUCAGUUUCUUCAAUUUCCUCCACUGGGUCUGCGUUUGAUUCGCCAAUAACCUUCUCUCUCUUUCCCCGUUCAUAUUCUUUUGGGAGGAAAUCCGAUCCGUAUUUUUAUUUUUCGGUUAAUCGAUCUAGAUUGUUCAAAUUCGUAUUAAUUUAGAACCUGGAAAUGUACAACGCUAUGAUGGACCCUGAAUUGAUUAGGAUGGCUCAAGAACAAAUGAGUAGAAUCUCGCCUAGUGAAUUGGCGAAGAUCCAACAGCAGAUGAUGUCCAAUCCUGAGUUGAUUAAAAUGGCCACUGAAAGCAUGAAAAAUAUGAAGCCUGAGGACUUGAAAAAUGCUGCAGAACAGCUAAAGUAUGCUCGUACAGAGGAUAUGCUUGAGAUUGGUUCUAAGAUGGCUAAUGCCACACCUGAGGAGAUUGCGGCCAUUCGAGCCCGUGCAGAUGCUCAAAUCACAUAUGAACUGAAUGCAGCUCAGGUGCUGAAGAAACAGGGGAAUGAACUCCACAGUCAGAGCCGGUUCCUGGAUGCUGCACAAAAGUAUUUGCUUGCAAAGAAAAACCUGAAGGACAUACCAGUCUCCAAAGGCAGAACACUCCAGUUAGCAUGUUCUCUUAAUUUGAUGUCUUGUUACCUCAAGACAGGGCAAUAUGAUGAGUGCAUAAAAGAAGGCUCUGAGGUAUUGGCAUAUGAUGCUGAGAAUGUCAAAGCUCUUUAUCGAAGAGGUCAAGCAUAUAAAGAACUGGGAUUAUUAGAAGAUGCUGUCAAUGACUUGAGUAAGGCACACAGAGUUUCGCCUGAUGAUGAAACUAUUUCGAAUGUUCUAAGGGAUGCAAAUGAAAGAUUGAAAAAAGAAGGUAAAGAGCAACACUUGUCAAAAGGAGUAGUAAUUGAGGAAAUAACUGAAGAAGAAGUCCAAACUGUGCUACCUGAAAGACUUAAAAGUUCAUCCACAGAAUAUUCUGUGGCACAACCUCAGGAGAUGGGAGAAUGCUCUGAGACUCAUAGCUCAUCCAACUUUGGCAGUGCAACUACUGAAGCUGAGUGUUUACGGGGUUUGAAAGACGACCCAGAAGCUAUCAGGUCAUUCCAAAAUUUCAUUUCUAAUGCUGACCCUGAAACUCUUGCUUCUCUGAGUUCUGGAAAUUCUGGAGGAAUGUCCCCUGAAAUGAUUAAGACUGCCUCCAGUAUGAUCAGCAAGAUGCCAUCUGAAGAACUUCAGGGAAUGCUCCAAAUGGCUUCCUCUUUUCAAGGGUCAAGCCCGUAUUUUCCUCAAGGGGAGAAUUCAAGUUCUGGAUCACUCCCACCAGGUGUAUCGCCUGACAUGCUUAAGGUUGCAACUGAUAUGAUGAGUAAAAUGUCACCAGACGAGCUCCAGAAAAUGUUUCAACUUGCCUCUUCUUUGAAAGAGAAAGACUCAGUUACAACAGCAACAACAAUGAAAAGUGACAGGCCAAGAUCAGAUAACACGUCAAAAGUCACAGCACCUACUAGACCUUCCUCUGUUAAUGGGAAUCACAAUGUGGGAGAGAGUGGGUCAGCCUCAAAUUUGGAUAUGGACUCUUCCCCUCAAAACUUCCCAUCAACUGCUGAUUUUCAAGAGCUGAUGAGAAAUUCAACGAAAGAUCCAGCAAUGCGGCAGAUGUUUACAUCAAUGAUAAAAAAUAUGAGCCCAGAGAUGAUGGCAAACAUGAGUGAACAAUUUGGAGUCAAGCUUUCACGGGAGGAUGCAGAAAAGGCUCAAAAAGCAAUGUCCUCCCUGUCACCGGAAGACUUAGAUAGAAUGAUGCGAUGGGCUGAUAGAAUACAAAAAGGAGUUGAAGGUGCAAAGAAAACGAAGAACUGGCUUUUGGGUAGGCCUGGAAUGAUCCUUGCAUUAUGCAUGCUCAUUUUAGCAGUCAUCCUUCACUGGUUGGGCUUUAUUGGCAGUUAGAAAGGGGCUCAUCUUGUUCUGACAUGUAAGAUAUCUGCAAACAAGGUCUCUACUAACUGGGCUACAAAUGUUGGCACCAGAUUGGUUUCUUCACUCAAGAAGAAAAUAGUUAACUUUUCCUCUACGGGAGGUGUAUGAUGCAACAACCCAACUAGGUUCUCAAUGAUUUAUUGAGCUAAGCUUGAGGGUGAUAGGUAUUUGAGAAGGGAUUCUGACUUCUGAGUGGAUAAAGAUAUCUACAUUCUGUUCUUUUCGUAUUGCAGCUCGUUUAAUUCUUCAUUCUUUUGGACUAUUUGAUGCUUCUUUGGAAGUCCUACUGAUGAAGAUUAAAGAAAUGUUGCAGAAACUUCAGUGACAGGUGACUUGUUUUGUAAUUUAAGAAUCUCAUUAUUGGGCCUUUAUCUUUUGAACCAAGGAAAAGAAAGUGGUAUAUAAACUGAGAAGUUGGCAUUCCAUGCUUUAGACCCUCAAUUUUCUGAAGUUGCUUUGUAUAAUAUAUUAUACUGAUCGAUUAGCCCGAUUUAUCCAUUUGGAGCCUUAAAAGUUGUAAAUCAUAUUUCAGAGAUGGAUUGGGCGGUCCUGUGGCUGUGAUAAUGGGACUUAACUUAAGUUGCCUUAAUUUUGUAAUUUUAUGAAAUACUGGCAUAGAAAAUAGAAUAGAGUAUGUUGGAUAA
This is a messenger RNA of Nelumbo nucifera (sacred lotus), 2735 nucleotides long. It is a transcript of the gene TPR7, whose product is annotated as Tetratricopeptide repeat (TPR)-like superfamily protein. The record is from RefSeq and is a predicted model, not a curated record. NCBI's taxonomy places the organism in Eukaryota, Viridiplantae, Streptophyta, Magnoliopsida, Proteales, Nelumbonaceae. Gene Ontology annotation, molecular function: protein binding.